GCCAGAGAGGAUUACAACCACCCCAGGAUAUUCAAAAAAAAAUAACCAGGCGAAACUUUGCUAUUCUUUAUUCCUAUCUAUCCCUGUAUCACAAUACCCGGAGCGUGUGCAUGGACAAUCCACAGCACUACCAGCCGCUCUCCCAUGCACUCCAUCCCCCCGUAGUACCCACAUACGAGGAGGAGGAAGAGGAGGAGGAGAAUGAAGACGAGGGCGCCGUUGAAGAGCAGCUUGAUCGCGAAGACGACGAGCACGAGGUAGUCGCUGGAUCUGCACAACAAGCAAGCGCAACUGCUGCUGGAAAGCAGGGUGUUGGUAUGACACAACCUGACCCGCCACAAGACGCAGAACGGAAAAGACGCCCUGGUCGUCCACGUGGAUCGAAAAACAGACGAACACGGGCAUCAGUUACCGACUUGAAGGAGCCAGCUAAUGCUGCCUCCAAAACAUCUCCACCACAACACGGGUUCUACCAAUAUACAGCUUCCCCAGCUCCAGGAGAGAUAAUACAACCCCACAAUCAGCAAUACUAUGAGUUUCAGUGGCGCGUGCUAAACUUGUGCGCAGAGUUCUAUGGAGCAGCUGAAGAGCUUGUUAAAGCUACUCCUUCCCUCGUUAUUGCGCAAUGUUACCAAAUGGGCCCUGCCGUGAAAGUAGACCCCCUGGCCAUGCUAGGCGAAGCGAAAAGAAUAUGCGAUACCCUUUUGGCAUCUCCCUCUCGAUUAACCACACACCCUCCACCUCCACCGUACUUCGUACCUGCUUAUCAAGCUCCCAUUGCACCACCGCAACCUCAACCUCAACCCGGGCCAUCCACAUCCACUACAAAUGGCAAAUCUCCCGCCACUACAGGGCCAGUAAUUUCAGAUCCGCAAUCAUUUGUCGUUUCUCUGGGUCAUCAACAAGCAUACCCAUAUGCUCCUGCAUACCCAACUGCACCAUACUAUGGCUAUGGUGGAUACGGGGGUUACUAUCCUCCUGUGCCUGCGCCUGGGCCAAGUACAGCACCCACGACAGGCUCUGCGAGCGGAAGCACAGGAGGUGCUGCGGGAAGCGGUGGAAAUCAGGGUGCCUGGUCCGAAGAAGAGACGGAAAGGCUAAAGAAGCUCGCCGAGGAGCACCGCAAUGGUAACGGCGAGAUUGUAUGGGAUACCCUAUGCGAGAAGUGGGGCAACUCUCGAACGAGACAUCAAAUAUUGAUAAAAGCAACCUCGCUGGGUUUGAAAGAGUCCUCAUCACGAGGAAUGAAACGAAAACGGGAGACGGAUGGACAACUUGAGCGCCCUCCGCCUGCAGCUCCCACUCCGACAAGUACAGAUGCUCCCCAUCAUCAGACUCCAGCACCGAAUCCGGUUCCUACACCUGUUCCGCAAUCCGCACAGGGAGCGUCCGCCUCGCCAACACCCUCAACACCAGCACCAGGGUCCACUCACCCUUCUCCAGCCAUUCGACAUGCGCAAACGCAGCAGCAACAACAGCAAGUACAUCAACAGCCGCCACGAUCCCUCCCAUAUCCUAUGCCUACUGUUGCCGCUGCAACAUCGCCUGUUAUAUCCACAAACCCGAUGGAUCGGCCGGGAAGCGGAAGUUACUACCGCACACGACCAGCACCUGGGAUGAAACCUGCAUCUUCGGGAUCGACGCACCAGUUCAUGUAUCAGCCGAAUGGAGGGCGCAGAGAGGGUUGAUUGGCAUAUUUUUUUUAUCGAUUUAUCGCGUGGCCUGAGGUCCCUUGCUCGAUAAUUUGCUACCUUACUUUUUUGAUACCGAUACAGCUGUGCAGUGCAGUUACUAGUUUUCUACGUGUAGAUAUCGCGUAUAUGGUCGGUCGUGUUGUGCUUUUUGCAGGUUCUGUGUUCACCUGUCCAGAAUUUAUGGU
Molecule: messenger RNA, 1879 nt
Organism: Suillus paluster
Lineage: Eukaryota; Fungi; Basidiomycota; Agaricomycetes; Boletales; Suillaceae
Exons: 5
Coding region: 111-1688 (525 amino acids)
Source: RefSeq, a predicted model, not a curated record